Molecule: messenger RNA, 2056 nt
Organism: Leptinotarsa decemlineata (Colorado potato beetle)
Lineage: Eukaryota; Metazoa; Arthropoda; Insecta; Coleoptera; Chrysomelidae
Cellular component (GO): extracellular region
Source: RefSeq, a predicted model, not a curated record
CGCAAGGUCAAACACGACAUUAAUUCAAUUUCCCAUUAUAAUACCUACCAUUCGUUUUCAAUUUUUAACGAAGCACAGACACUAUAUCAAUGGAAAGUGUAUAUUAGUUUUACAGCUUAUCUAAACUAUCACAAAUAUUUAUUCGAUGUUCAUGAAAUUUAUACAGUGCGAACACAAAUAUUAUUGGUAGUGAACGUGAAGUGAUUUUUAGGGUGUUUUUGGGUAUUGAAGGUUGUUUUUGAAGUGUUUCUGAAACCUAAUAUAAAUCGAGAGAAACAAUCUAUACGGGAAGUUAUUUCAGAUACACUCUAUCUAUAUACCGGAAACGUAACAGACAAUUGCGACUAGAGUGAGAAAAAUAAUCUUUUUCGCGGUGUUCAUCUUAUAUCCCGAACAGUGACACAACUUUGCAAGUUUUCCCGAUCUUGUGAAAAACGACGCAUGUCUGAAGCAUCCCUAACGCCGAGGAAAACACACCGACCCUUAGUUCGCCAGAUGAGCUGAAAUCAGAGACAUUGUAGUGCGGUACAGCAUCGAUCGAAAACAGAAAACCAUGUCAGCCACGAGUACUCCAAGGAGGAAGCCUACUUUCCCAGGAUCCCUCACGGACUUGCACAGAUUCAGGAAGACUGCACAUGGCCAUGAUGGCUCUAGUAGAAUUGUUAUGGUGAGAAAGACUGAUCAGAGGACGUUUGCUUCCAUGCAAAACGGGCAGGAACCGAAGCUGGAGACAAUCACAAGAGAGACAAUCGAAACGUUUCGAGGAGAAAGGACUGAAUGCAAAAUUACGACUGAAACAAAAGAUAUUGACGAAAACUGUCCCCGUGACUUAAUAGAAGCUCUGACUGAUAAAAGUGUCAAGAAACCUAGUGUGAAGAGAAAAAACCCUAAGAUGGAUUUUCAAAACGAGUGCCUUCAAGCUCAUAAUGAGUACAGAACGAGACACGGAGUCCCUCCACUUAAGUUAAAUAGAGAUAUGUGUAAGGUAAGCCAAGACUGGGCUAAUCACUUAAUCAAGAAGGGAGUUUUACAGCAUAGUAGUAAUAGAGAUUACGGAGAAAACUUGUUCUGCAUACAGUCGACUAAUCCGCAUUUUACUAUCGAUGGGAAGGAAGCAGUGCAAAAUUGGUACGACGAAAUCAAAUGUUAUAAAUUUGGUCUCGAACCGAGUAGUUUAGCAGCUGGACACUUCACGCAGGUAGUAUGGAAAGAAUCCAAAGAGAUUGGUGUGGCUUACGCAAAAUCAGGCGGCAAAAUAGUGGUUGUAGCCAACUACUCGCCUCCAGGGAAUAUUAUAGGCUUCUUCACUGAAAAUGUGCCCCCUCCAGGGGGCUUCCGAGCGAACAAUAACCAUAUUGAUCUGUCAAGUAACAUGUCACAUCUGUCACUCAGCAAUUCAAAAUUUAGUCACAAGAGCACACAAAAUAUCACCGAAGGCAAUUUCGAAGAAGACUUUCUUGAAGCGCACAACAUCUACAGACAAAGACACGGAGUACCUCCUCUUAAGCUCGACAAAAAGUUGUGUAAGUACAGCGAAGAAUGGGCCAAGCAUUUAGCACAAAGAAACAUUCUCGAACACCGUCCUGGAAGUAACUAUGGAGAAAACAUUUAUUGCUUAUAUUCCUCUGAUCCAAAUUUCACAGUGAACGGUCAUACUCCGGUUGAUACUUGGUAUGAGGAAGUAGUGCACCACCCCUUUGGUAAGGAGCCCUGCAGCCUGAAAUCUGGGCAUUUUUCCCAAGUCAUUUGGAAAUCUAGCGAGUUUUUGGGAGUAGGAGUUGCGAAAAAUUCUCAGAAUAGCAUCUACGUAGUCGCCAACUAUUCCCCAGCUGGAAAUUUUGUGGGACAUUACGUAGAAAACGUACCACCUGUGAAACCUGCUUUCUAUGGUGAUAUGAUGGCGCAAAGAAAGAUCGAAAAUAAGACUGUUUUUGAACCUACCAAAUCUUCUUCUAUUGCUGCUGGGAAUUUCAACCAAUUUUGUUUAGAUGCUCUGAAGGUCCAUAACGAAUAUAGAAGACGACAUGGGGUGCCUGAUUUGCGGUUGAGUGAAAAG